This is a messenger RNA of Paramecium sonneborni, 531 nucleotides long. The record is from the annotation of a GenBank genome assembly. Lineage: Eukaryota; Ciliophora; Oligohymenophorea; Peniculida; Parameciidae.
CGGUCACUUUGUAUGUCGAGAAGACUAAGGCAAAAGCUUAUUAAUAAUGAGAAUGAAAACCCAUCUGAAAAUUAUGAAUGCAAAUUUAAUGAAUCUCCAUAAAGACUUUGUUAAGAAAGAAGAGCUUAAUAAUGUUUAGAAUAAAUAAGUUCUCAAUUUCUUCUAUCUAAUACCUUUGAUAUAUAUGCAGGUUGGAAUGAAAAAGAAGAUUUACCUAAUAAAAACUAUCAUAGACCAGCUUAAUCAUAAAAAUCUACAUUAGACUCAUCUUUUAGAAUUAGAAGUUAAAUUAGAACUGCAACACCUAAUCAACGUAGAUCUAAACGAACUUAAUCUCAUAUGAAAGAAACCAAAAUUUUAUUAGACAUCUGUCCAAAGUAAUGUUUCAAUUAUCCUAUACCAGCCUUUAAAACUAAACAAUUUUCUUAAAAAGAAUAAAUUAAAUAUUUUCAAGGGUUUUAUGAUAGAGGAGAUGAAAAAUCCUUUGAUUGGAUGAGCAAUCUACUUCAAGUUAGGAAAAUUAAAAGAUGA